AUGACGAAAGAGGAUUUGGUUAAGGCGGCGGAUAAUGGUAAGGAGGAGCAGUGGAACGUGUUAGAAGGCGGAAGCACGGCGGAGAGUAGUUUUAAGACCACCGAGGACCUGAACAAUUGGUUAAUAGGAGGGAACAAUGACCCUCUGAUUGAGCAGAACCGAGAUGACGUGGAGCAGCUUGUGAAGGCGAUUCUGUCGACGGAAGGCGAAUCUCCGUAUCACGACCGGGAUUACUCCCUUUACUAUCAGUCAUAUGGCAAUCAUCCGUCACCAACUGGGAGCGACUUGGGCACUGCCCUUGGUGGCAAACAUUUGUCUUGUUCAAACGCUAACGGUGGCGGGGCUUGGCAUGCUUCCAGACCUCUUCUCUUUCCCAAUGUAGUAGAACUGACUCGGCCAAUGGAUGCAUCAGGACUAAUGGAACUGCCCGGGUCUCGUCAGAGCUCGGCCUCCCGGGGCCCUGGUCCUCGAGUCCCUGGCUCUCGAGCCAUUGGCGCUCGAGCCCCUGGUCCUCGAAUCCCUGGUCCUCGAGUGGAAAAUGAGCACUUUGGACGUGGUGGAGCGGGUUACGCAAGAGGAGAAUACCACCAUCAGCGAAAUGAGUACCAUCAGCGGAAUGAGUACCAUCAGCGGAACGAGUACCAGCAUAGGAGUGGGUACCAGCAUAGGAAUGAGUGCCAGCACCGGAAUGAGCAUCGGAAUGAGUAUCAGUACCCAUUGGUUCGCGGAUCGAUUCCGAAUUCCAACCGUUUUGAAAUAUUUUUGUACGAGCUGCGGAGGUUCCUGGACGUUGCAGCUGAAAUUUUGAAUUCUUCGAGCUCUGGAAGCCUUUUCGCGCUCAACGCAAUUCAGAAACACGCAUUUCCAACAAUCAAUAGAUGGCGCAACGUGGAUCUGGAUUUACCCGUCGUCAUCCCCCGAGGUACAUUACGCGUUGAGUAUGAGGAAGAAGAGUCAUUACUAUGCGCAAGUUCGGCAUCGGCGAGAGUAGAUUAUGUGUUCCAGAAUGAAGACCGAGGUUUAAGAUAUGUUGGAGAGCGCGAGAAGAUCUUGGGUAUGUUUUCAAGUGAGGUGUUAGGGAUGGAGGCAGUGAAGGUAAAUAGCAAUUUGUUGUGCACUCGAUUGGCUGUAUUGCACAAGUGUCCAGAUUUUUUGUUGCCAAUUGUUGCCAAGGCAUUGCUCAAGGCACCAAUGGCGGAAGAAUAUAAGUGGUGUGAACGAGUGGAGGCUUUGAUGGAGCCUGCAUCUCAAGUGGAUGAAACCAGGUUAUCGCAAUUGAGUCAGGCACUUUCUGGCUUCGCAUAUCUCGUCAAUGAGCCUAUUCGGUCCAUGGUGCGCACUUGGUAUAGCCAGGUCUGCGAAAUUAGCCCUUUGGCCAAGGCAAUUCCCGUUGAGCUGUUCAACCCCGAAGAUGAGAGCCUGGGCCUCUCCUUCAGGUGGGCCCCCUCCAAACAAAUGAAGGUCCUCCUGGCCUUCAGGUACACCGCUUGGUCCUCCUCACUCUUCAGCAAACGCAUAGACUCACCGGGAUUCCAAGCCAGCGAAGUCCGCCUCGAGCACGAACGACGAAAUGAUAAACAAUGGGACCCCACGCUCCUACAAAUUGGUCGCAAAGUACCUUGCAAGAAACUACUCCAGACACCAGAAGGCCAAGACGCACGCGUCGUCCUCUGCGAUCCCAAGGAAAUCGCUCUCCCCGACGUCCAAAUCCUGAACGUCUCCAGAGACGAUUACCCAACCGGCCACCCCACCGACCAGGGAAACGACCACCCAACCGACCGGGGAAGCGACCACCCAGCCGACCGGGGAAACGACCACCCAGCCGACCGGGGAAACGACCACCCAGCAAAUGAUUUGUCUGAUAAGCCAGCAACGGGCCCACUAAUAGUUGGGACACCAGUCACAAGCACUCUGCCCACUCAUGAGAACAGCCGUCAGGAAUUGGUUGACAAGAAGCUCGUGGACGAGGAACCAGACGAUAAGCAAACCGCUGCCAAGCAAUCUGCUGCCAAGCAAUCUGCCGAAGCCUGA
Molecule: messenger RNA, 2031 nt
Organism: Gregarina niphandrodes
Lineage: Eukaryota; Apicomplexa; Conoidasida; Eugregarinorida; Gregarinidae
Exons: 2
Coding region: 1-2031 (676 amino acids)
Source: RefSeq, a predicted model, not a curated record